This is a messenger RNA of Nipponia nippon (crested ibis), 378 nucleotides long. NCBI's taxonomy places the organism in Eukaryota, Metazoa, Chordata, Aves, Pelecaniformes, Threskiornithidae. The record is from RefSeq and is a predicted model, not a curated record.
AUGCAGGUAAGAUAUGAAAAGCAAGUCGGAAUGGCCACCCCAUCCAUCGUGACGAUGCAGCCGCAGUAUGUCAUGGCUGCGCCUGCCGCCUCGAGGAACAUGUGGCAGACAGGGCUGAUGGACUGCUGCACCGACUGCAGCGUCUGCUGCUGUGGGAUGUUCUGCUUUCCCUGCCUCGCCUGCCAAGUGGCUGGGGACAUGAAUGAGUGCUGCCUGUGCGGGACCAGCGUGGCCAUGAGGACCCUCUACCGCACCAGAUACAACAUCCCGGGGUCCAUUUGCUCUGACUUCUGUGUCACCAUGUGGUGCCCCGUGUGCUCCGUUUGCCAAAUUAAGAGAGACAUCAACCGGAGGAGGGAGAUGGGCACAUUCUGGUAA